AUUCUUAUCAUGUAUGGUUUGUACUCCUACAUGAAGACUUCAAACAAGCAAAGUUACACAAAGACCAUGUCAGAUUUGUGUAACAUGAAUAAUUGUGGGGAGCAUAGUGAUGUAAUCACCAGUAUGGAGAGUUAAGCUUUUGGGCCGCCUACACUCGCUUCAACGGCCUUAGCGUGGUGGCGCCGCACAUGCGGGCCGUUUCGCUCUUACAAUGGACGCUACGUUCUUACUGUACAUCCACACUAUUCUCACUUUGCCGGUCUAGCCCCAAUCUACAUCUCCAAUUAUCUUCAUUUACCCAAAAGAGUAGUCUUACUCCCAGCGUCUCACGUGAUCGUAUACUGAACUUCACUUUCCAAAAUGGCUGCAAACUUUCUACAAAUGCUCGAAAACAUGCAGCCGCGGUCUAAGCGCACGAUAGAGGACCUGAUAAACUCUAAUGAUCAGCUCGCUGGCAUGGACGGCAUGGAACUCAGAGGCUGGACCCAAGCCAAUCCCACUGCGCCUAGCCGUGAUCUGAAAGAUCCAGUGGGCCAAACUCUCCUCGCCGCGUUCAAUGGAGAAUUCGAUGCGCUACAAAACUAUUGCGAGAUGAUGAUUAAACAGCUGGGCGGAGAUGAAAACGCACGCGAGACCGUCAGACAGGACAUGUAUGCAAAAAGAUGGGGUCCUAGCAAAACCCCCGUCUACUCAAUAUUACUACCAGCACUCCACAUGCUACCAGGAAAGAAGGAGGAGCUACUCGGAAUAGUAAAGUAUCUUGCAAAUGACUUGAAAGUACCAGUGGACGGAAAGGACGUCCUAGGCUCUACAGCACUUUUCUGGGCCAUAUCCACAAAGCCCUAUGUACAGCCCGAAUUUGCGCAAAUCCUCUUCGACGCAGGAGGUUCCGUCAAUACCAAGAACAGGUUUAAUGCUACUCCAGCGAGUGAAAUAGCACAAGCAGAUCUCCACGGAGACACUACCAAGAACGUGCAAAUGAUGAAGUGGUACAUUGAGCAUGGUGGCGAUAUCGAAAACAAAGAUAGCGAUGGUAUGAGUGUCAAGAUUUUGGUUGAGAUGAUGAAGAAGAAGGUGCCACAGAUGGCUGAGGUGAUUCAGAAUGGGAGGGGAGAGAGGAAAGAAGGGAAUUGCACGACAUGUGGGAGGAGUCCCAAGGGUGAAAAGACGUUUCCAGCUUGUGCAAAGUGUAAGAAGGCGAGGUACUGCUCGCAGGAGUGUCAGAAGGUGGACUGGAAGAUGCAUAAGAAGACGUGCGUUGCUUCGUAGGCGAAUGGGACAUUGAAGAAUUGAAGGGGUGGGGUAGGGCGAACCGAGAGUAUGCUCUGAAAGUGCUGAAAUUGCCUAUUCAAUAUGAGGGGAUCGGCGCGUUCUGCGGGGUAUAUUACCUCGGUGACUUUGUCAAUUGUAUAGAUUCAUGUCUCUAAGCAUGUCGGAGCAGCCGGACGAAAGCUGCUUGCUUCAAUCCGCUAAAGUUACAGCCAAGAUUACCCCGCGUAUGCAUCACCGGUAACUGACCUGGAGAAACACUACCUGUGCUUAGUUCCCAGAGUUGUUGUAGGUAUUGAAAGCUAAAGCAUAGUAGAGCUAA
Molecule: messenger RNA, 1591 nt
Organism: Bipolaris sorokiniana ND90Pr
Lineage: Eukaryota; Fungi; Ascomycota; Dothideomycetes; Pleosporales; Pleosporaceae
Exons: 2
Coding region: 361-1269 (302 amino acids)
Source: RefSeq, a predicted model, not a curated record